AUUUGGUUUCAAACCGUUUCACCAUCUGGUCUCAUUCUCAAGAAGAAAGAAAAUAGAAAUCAAAAUAAUGAAGUGAUUUCCAUACGAAAAACGCAAAAUUGCAGAAAAACAAAAAACAUUUGCUGGCGAUCGAGCGCCGCGCAUAACGGUACAACGCUGGGCAAUCGCUAAAAAAUCGCUCGCAAUUCGCAAGCUCGCUGGCAAACGCAAACAAAGACACAGCAGCAGUGGCAAAGAAAAGGCAAUAGCAAAAGCAAGGAAAGCAAAGGCAAAAGCAGCGAGGGAUUUUUGGAGGCUGCUUCUUGGGGCGACAUUAAAAAAUAAAAGUCGAUGAUGAAAUGUCUAGCUUAGGUCGUAUACACCAAGAACACAAAACAACAGAGCCAUCAUAGAAGCACAACUGGCGGAGCACAAGAACUGCGGCCCCAAAAUGAGCUGCAAGGUGCGGCUGAUGGAGGACGGCUCGCUGGAUGAGGAGCCGCUAACCCUAAAGGAGAUCGCCUACCAGAAGCUGUGCAAUAACCUAGAUAUAAUUAGCAGCCACCGACCCGACGGCCAGCGAGGCCUUAAUCCGGGAAUCGUCCUACCCAACGAGAUAUGUGACGGUUUUCUGGAGAACUACCAGCGCUUCAAUCGACCACUGGACGACAGCGUCAUCCGUCUCUUCGAGGACACACAGCGAACUUCGCUCAAGAUCGUCAAUCUGCGCAACAGCACCCUAAGCAGCAUAGGCUUAGAGACCCUGAUGCGACACAAGCUUUUCGCUUUGUCUAUGUGGUAUUGCGACAUGAUAACCGUGGGAUCACACCACCUUCUGGCUCAUUAUGGCGACAGUCUGCGAUCUCUGGAGCUAGGGAUCAGUUCCCAUUUGCUGCAGUACGCCGAGCCCAACGAAAAGGAGCCUGUUGACUUCCAAUUAACAUGUCCCCACCUGCGGCGAUUAGUGCUCAAUGGUGUGGUGAUGCACCAUCGACUGCAGUUCGCCCACCUGCACGACCUGGGCCACCUGGACUUGACCUCCUGUGUGUUGGCCAACUUCAGUCUGGAGGCAUUGGGAUCGCUGCCCAAUCUGCACACUCUCAUCCUCUUCAAUGUGUGGCCGAUUGCCAAUCAGCUGCAUGCAAUAUGUUGCUUGAGGCGGCUGUGCACAUUGGACAUAUCAAUCUCCAGUUCUGGCAAUGGUCAUGGCACUUACGAUCUGCCAGAUCAAACCCUGGAGAUGCUGAUGGACAACCUGCGACAUCUCACACAUUUGGAUAUCUCGGGGACGAAUUUGGCAGGCAACGGGGUGGCUACUAAAGAGUCGACGAGUACAAGCGGUACGCAGCCCAGCACCAAAAUGGAGCAGCCCUUCGCCCUUACUGACAUCCCGGGACUGGCAUUGCGCACCCAGCGACCGCUACAGUUCCUGGGACUCUAUCACACAGCCCACUGGGCCUGCAAAAGACACGACAUCCCAGCUCUAGAAGUGGCUGGUGAUGCCAAUGAGCAGCAAAUCCUCACUGCAGCUCGCUAUUAUCACGACAGACCAGUGCUAUUGACAAGGGUACUCAACGAUCUGUACCAUCUCUUCCGUUUCGAGAACUGCAAGGACAUACACACGGCACUGGAUGUUGUACUCUCCGCCAUGGACCGACAUCUCAAGUUCAAGCACAUGCAAAUCUCUGGCAGUGCCACCCUGUUCUACAUUGUUAAAGGGAGAGAUCGAUCAAAGUUUGGAACACUCCUGCGUAAUCACAUAAUUCGCACUCUGCUUAAUGGUAUGGAGAUGCAUCUCACAGACGACACCAUGCUCCGAAAUGGUUACCUCACGCUCACCCAGUUCCACAUGCCAGUCGAUGUGCUCUUCGAGUACGAGCGUCUCAUCAAAAUAUUGCUACAUGGCGUUUCCAAGACGGAACAAGAAGGCUUUGUCCAACGCAUUGCCAUCUAUCUGCUGAACACACUCGCUUGUCAAGUUGAUGGACGACAAAAGCUGUUCCUCGGAGAAUUGGGGGUUGUUAGUACCAUGCUGACGCUGAUCAAGGAUCGCCUGACUCGCUCCGUCUUCGACGAUGUGAUGGAGGUGGCUUGGUCCACCAUGUGGAACGUAACCGAUGAGACUGCUAUUAAUUGUAAGAGAUUCCUCGAUGGCCGCGGCAUGGAGUAUUUCCUUAAGUGUUUACAUACCUUCCCGGAUCGUGACGAGCUCCUGCGGAACAUGAUGGGCCUGCUGGGCAAUGUUGCCGAGGUAAAAUGGCUGCGACCCAAGCUGAUGACCCAGGAAUUCAUUGAGGUGUUUGCUCGCCUGUUGGACUCUUUGAGCGAUGGCAUCGAGGUGGGUGGUGCUAGUGCGAACUUGAUGGCGAGAUUGCGAGAGAGAGAGAUGGGCAGUGCUAACAAUGCUAACCUGCGCUUCCAGGUCAGCUACAAUGCGGCUGGAGUGCUGGCGCACAUCGCCUCGGACGGAGCCGAUGCCUGGACCAUAAAGACGCCCAGCAGGGAGCACGUGCUGGAGCGCAUGGUGGCCGCCAUUCAGCGGUGGAACAUCAAGAGCGAACGAAACAUCAACUACCGCAGUUUUGAGCCGAUCCUUAGCUUGGUGCGCUGCUACGAGACGCCCCAAUGCCAACAUUGGGCUGUUUGGGCCCUGGCUAAUCUGACGCAGGUUUACCCCGAAAAAUAUUGCCAGUUGGUGGAGCAGGAGAAUGGCAUCCAGAUCCUGAACGAGCUGAUCGAGCACGAGAGUCCCUACUGCGAGAUAAAGCGCAUCGCCCGCCUAGUUAUAGAGCAGUGCGACUCCGGGUCGGAUCGUAUGAUCGAAGGCUAAAAAGAUAUGUAGGAUAACGCCUAACCUUAGGAUUCGAGUUUGUUGUAAUGUUUUUUUUCUGCUUCCCCUGUUUCCCGUUUAAGGGCAAGUGUUAUAUUGUUCAGGAGAUUCUUCCAUGACUUUUAUGUUUACAGUGAGAGCAGCAGAUAGAUGCAAGUUUAAGCUACGCGAGAAUUAAGCAACUAAAACCUAAUGAAAGAAAAACAAACAAAAAUAAUCGAUAAAUACAUAAUUACUAGUAUAUAUGUAUAUGUAUAUGAUGUAUCACAUGUUGUAAGCCAGCGAUCUUUUUAGGCCGUCGAAGUGUAAAUAUUGUUAAACCCGGAAAAAGAAAGAUACUGAUAGUAGGAGCAAGACAGCUGGAGAUUAAAUAAAUCCUUAAGAAUUGAAUUCCCUUCCUUGAUCGACAGCUAUAUAGGCGAAUGCAUUGAAUUUAACUGUUCGAUCUGUUCCUAGAUUUGUGUUCAUUAUUCGAUGCCCGCUCCCCACUCUUCUUGUGCUUUCGCAUCACCCAUCUUAAUCGUUCUACAUAAUCUAGCUAUAUAAUCUAGAACCCUAGACUAGACCGUAAGCGACUGUAAAUAAUUGCAAGUAACAGUUUUCAAAGUUCUGCGCUUGGCAUUAAUAAUAUUUAAAACAUUGUAUGUUAUCAUUAGUUACCUUAUAUUACGUAUAUAUAUAUUAUUUGAUUCGUAAGCUUCAUCACGCUUGUGUCUUACACUUCAUUUACCAUCAAAAAUCACAUGAAACCCAUUGAGAGUUUUCUCCCGAAAUUUCCUGUGUGUUAGGUUCAACUUUUCUUUUGAGUUUACACUUUAUUCAUUACAAAAUUAGUUUUGUUAAUUUUAAAAACAAUUUGUAAUUAUUAAUUCAACCAUUGAAAUAGUUUUAAAAAUUCAAUUUGGUAAAUGUUGAAUAUAACGUACGCUCAUCUCCCUUUAAAAUCAAGCUCAGGAAAUGCAAUAUACUCGUAUAUAUAUAUUUUCAAAAAGUUUUUUACCGCUGAAACAAUUUUUAACUGAUUUUUAUUUAAUUUGAAACAAGCAUUAUUAAGAUAAUUUUUUUGACUUAUUUUAAACAAAUCCUUGAGUUUAUGUUGAAACUUUAAAAAAGUUUUGAAAAUUUUUGAUUAUCAAAUUGAAUUAUUAAACUGUAAUCAUAAAACAUCACAUCAAAAACGCAACUUUGCAGCAGAGUGUGGAGUGUGGCAAGAAGAGUUUCUUCUUCUUCAUAUGUUUGUGGUAUAUGUAAAUUUCAAUAAAGCUGCAUCUAUGUAAA
This is a messenger RNA of Drosophila eugracilis, 4087 nucleotides long. RefSeq names its product protein zer-1 homolog. Gene Ontology annotation, cellular component: Cul2-RING ubiquitin ligase complex. The transcript has 10 exons. The record is from RefSeq and is a predicted model, not a curated record. NCBI's taxonomy places the organism in Eukaryota, Metazoa, Arthropoda, Insecta, Diptera, Drosophilidae. Gene Ontology annotation, molecular function: protein binding. The coding region runs from base 431 to 2809 and encodes 792 amino acids.